Boeremia exigua is the source of this 1711-nucleotide messenger RNA. RefSeq lists its product as uncharacterized. Bases 192 to 1361 code for a protein of 389 amino acids. The transcript is spliced from 2 exons. Lineage: Eukaryota; Fungi; Ascomycota; Dothideomycetes; Pleosporales; Didymellaceae. The record is from RefSeq and is a predicted model, not a curated record.
GUGCAUGAGAAGGUUUGUGUGCUACGGUAAAGCGUAACAAAGUUUUGCCCCACCUCAGCCUCAGGGUCCAGUGCACGAAGUAGCGUAGCCAAUCAUCACUUUUAGUGCUUAUCAUCACAUAUCCCGCAUGGUCCUACUACGUCGUUGCUGAACCCAGACUCACUCACGUUAUCGGCUUCAGCUGCUUGGAAAUGGCGACACCAGCGGUAGACGAACUCCGCGUUCAGGAUUCAACGACGUACACAGAAGCUCGUGAGGGAGCAGCAGCAUAUCUCCAAGCGCGAUUGGCGGCCAAAUCCAACAUCACGGAUGAGGACUUUGAGGUGCCGAUCAUUGACUUAUCGUCAUCUUUCUCUGACAAACACACUGAACGACAGCGUGUUGCCGCCCAGAUCCAAAAGGCUUGCUCGACUUCUGGGUUCUUCUACAUCACUAACCAUGGAGUUCCUUUGCCGGCUCGUGAAGGGAUCUUGCGGCAAGCGGAGCGCUUCAUGCAUGAGUUGAGUGCUGAGCAAAAGGCAAAGCUACACACAAAGAGGAGUAAGCUAGGCCUCGGCUGGGAGCCCAGCGAGUAUACAUCGAUUGCAGGUGACAUCGAGACGAAGGAAGUGUUCAACUUCUCGUACGAAGCGGCCAUGGAUCGGACAGGUGGAGACGGCAAGUACGUAAAUCUGGAUGGAACGACCGGCAAUGGAAAUUUGUGGCCGCGAGAGGAAGACCUCCCCGGUUUCUACGAUGCGGUGAAAACGUAUUACGGUUCAGUUCUUGACCUCGCACGCCAUCUCUUCCGCCUGUUUGCACUAUCACUAGGACUAGAGGAAACCUACUUCGAUUCCAUGACCACACAUCCUGGUGGUAUCGCCCGCUUGCUAUACUAUCCCCCUCCGAAAAACCCUCUUCCAUCGACUACCACAUCUUCCACUGAAGAGCAGAUUGGUCUUGGCGCCCACUCGGACUAUGAAUGCUUCACGCUUCUUCUCUCUUCCUCGGUACCUGGCCUUGAGAUUCUCAAACCAUCAGGACACUGGCUUAUCGCAGCUCCACCACCGGACGCUUUCAUCGUGAACGUCGCAGACUUCUUGAUGCGGUGGACAAACGGGCUGUACAAAAGCACAGUACAUAGAGUGGUGAAUCGGGGAAUGGACGCCAGGUACAGUGUGCCUUUUUUCUUUAGUGUGAAUUACGACACGUUAGUCGAGACCUUGCCGACCUGUCUCGCAGAGGGCGAAGAAAGCAAAUGGAAGCCGAUCCGUGCGGGUGAGUACAUAUUGGAGAGGCUGAACGCUACAACAAAAGAUGGAGUGGGAUUUUUUGGGAAUGAGGACGCUGUUGGGAAAAAUGAGCCUAGGAAAUCUUACUAGGCCUCUCACGAUGCCGAUUUUGAGCUCUCGGAAUAGCAAUACAAAUAUGUUCGAAUUAUGAGCGAAUCCAGGGGCACCAGUCAGGCUCUCAAGUUUUAGAGAAGGCGGCUUCCAUAUAACACUUGUAGCUAUUAUAAUACUGAAAGCUAAGGUUCAUGUUAGGACUAACUAUAUUGUAGGCAAAAAAGUAUUCUAUGGAGUUUUUGUAUUCUCCCUACGUUACUGUAGGAUGACUGGCUUAUUCUUAGUCCGUCAUUUAUCCUGGAACGUGAGAGUCAGGUAGCGCACUACUUAGACCUAAUCCAGCUGGCGUGGAGGAUCUCCGCAUCUCCGACCGAUCGGUGUUAAGA